AUGAACACCCCAACGGGGAUUAACCUACUCUUCGGAGCUUGCCUUGGCAGUUCGUCAGUGCUACAAAAGAAUAAGUGCCGAAUCGAGCAUGUCGACCACGACGACAAUCCCGUCUCGGAGGCUCUCUCGUACUCUUGGGGCGAUGCCAACGACAGGAGGGACGAGAGAUCCUCACCGACGUCAACCGGGUCAGCGUCACGGCGAAUCUGGAAGAAGCCCUGCGCUACCUGCGGUAAGAGCAUACACUACGGAUUGUAUCGCAUCCUUUGGGUCGACUGGCUCAAGAGCCGGCUAGGCGAGUCGACCGAGGCAUGUGGAGCCUUAGGAUACUCAACGGCAACCGAAGCCAUCACUCCCAGCAGCGCAUGCAGACAUCCCGCCGUUGAACGCUGGACCCUUCCCAAGUCUCGAUCGAGGCGCCUGACGGCUUCCCCAAGGACCAACCUAUGCCGCAUCAGCGGCAACCAGUUCCCAGCGGUCGCUUGGGACAAACCAGCCAUGACGCUGACUAUUCGCGGAUUGCGGCUCAGGAGGCUGCAAACCGUGACGGGGUAUGGAAGACGGCACUUCGCGCCGCCGAAGGGGCUCCGGCAUGAGCUGUUUGGCGCCGCCGAUGUCAUCGAGGAGGACGUGUCCGACUACCGGGGCCGUGGGUCUCCCGCCUCUGGGCCCUGUACUCCCGCGCCGCCGACGACCAGGUCCUCCUGA
Molecule: messenger RNA, 708 nt
Organism: Parathielavia appendiculata
Lineage: Eukaryota; Fungi; Ascomycota; Sordariomycetes; Sordariales; Chaetomiaceae
Exons: 4
Coding region: 1-708 (235 amino acids)
Source: RefSeq, a predicted model, not a curated record